Molecule: messenger RNA, 1710 nt
Organism: Trichechus manatus latirostris (Florida manatee)
Lineage: Eukaryota; Metazoa; Chordata; Mammalia; Sirenia; Trichechidae
Product: zinc finger protein 354B
Biological process (GO): regulation of transcription by RNA polymerase II
Molecular function (GO): RNA polymerase II cis-regulatory region sequence-specific DNA binding; DNA-binding transcription factor activity, RNA polymerase II-specific
Source: RefSeq, a predicted model, not a curated record
AUGGUCAGGGACUCUGCCGGACUGGCACAGACAAGGACUUGUAAUGCUGCACAGUACAAGUCACUACACUACAUUGGGUAUGGGCAACCAGUACAAACGGAUCUACAUCAGGAAGAACAUCCCAAUAUCCUGAGAAGCCCAAUGGGAUGCAUUCAGCUGGAUCAGAAAAGCAGUUCUAAAAUCACAAAAUCAACUCAAACUCAACACUCAUCAUUUCAAGGGCUGGUGAGGAAAAAACUCAAAAGGGAUGAACCCCGGUACUUCAAAUCAGAAAAAUCCUGCAUAUAUGAAGACAGAGUAAAGAAAUACAAGAACAAAAAUUAAAGUUUCCAAAUAGUUUUAGUCACGUAUAAGAAAAUCUUCACUGUAGAAAGUAGAAAAAAUACUGAAUUUGGACAAAACUUCAGUCUGAAAUCAGUUCUCAUUAGGCAAUAGAGGAUUGCUAGAGAAAAAUGUGAAACACAAAGAAAUAGCUUCAAGCAGAAUUCAAAUUUACAUAACCAACGAGAACUCACAGCAGAAAAACGCUAUAAAUGUAAUAUAUGUGAGAAAGCGUUUAUUCACAAUUCAUCCCUUCGUAAACAUGAGAAAAACCAUACUGGAGAGAAAUUACUUAAAUGUAAAGAAUGUUUGAAAGCCUUUAUCCAAAGUUCUGCUCUUAUUCAACAUCAAAGAACGCAUACUGGAGAGAAGCCCUAUAUAUGUAAAGAAUGUGAGAAAACCUUCAGCCAUAGUGCAACACUUUGUAAGCAUCUAAGAACCCAUACAGUUGAGAAAUCCUAUAGAUGCAGAGAAUGUGGUGAAUCCUUUAGUCGAAGGUCAGGUCUUUUUAUACAUCAGAAAAUUCUUCCUCGAGAAAAUCCCUAUAAAUAUAAUCCAGGUAGGAAGGUAUCCCUUACUGGAUGCCAGAGAAUUAAUCUAAGAAAAAGUUUCUAUUUAUGUAAUGAACAUGGCAAUACCUUUAAGUCUAGCUCAUCUCUUUGUUAUCACCAGAGAAUUCACACUGGACAGAAUUUUUAACAUAGGGAAUGUGAGAGAGUCUUCAGUCAGAGUGCAUCUCCUAUUCAACAUGAAAGAAUUCACACUGGAGAAAAACCUUAUAGAUGUAAUGAAUGUGGAAAAUGUUUCACUUCUGUUUCAUGACUUAAUAGACAUCAAAUAAUUCAUAGUGGUGAGAAAUUGUAUAAUUGUAAUGAAUGUGGUAAAGGAAUAAGUUCCCUCUCAACACUCAUUAUUCAUCACAGAAUUCACACUGGAGAGAAACCACAUAAAUGUAAAGUGUGUGGAAAAGCCUUCAGACAAAUUUCAGCUCUCGUUCAGCAUCAGAGCAUGCAUUCUGGAGAAAGAUCCUAUAAAUGUAAUGAGUGUGAGAAAACAUUCAGGUGUACCUCAUCUGUUAGUAAUCAUCAGAGAAUUUAUACUGGAGAGAAACCCUAUCAAUGUGAGGAAUAUGGAAUAUCUUUUGGGCAAAAUGCAGCUCUUAUUAAACAUCAGAGAAUUCAUACAGGAGAAAAACCCUUUAAGUGUAAUACAUGUGGGAAAACUUUCAGACAAAGCUCAUCCCUUAUUGCACAUCAAAGAAUUCAUACUGGUGAAAAACCCUGUGAAUGUAAUGCAUGUGGGAAACUGUUCAGCCAGUGGUCAUCCCUUAUUAAUCAUUAUAAAAUUCAUAUUGAAGAGAACUCCUUGAGUGUAAAUUCGCACGUGUGA